CGGACAACAACAGCAGCAGCAGCAACGCGGCCGCCGCCACCAUGGCCCUGCAGGCUGAUUUUGACAGGGCUGCAGAAGAUGUGAGGAAGCUGAAAGCAAGACCAGAUGAUGGAGAACUGAAAGAACUCUAUGGGCUUUACAAACAAGCGAUAGUUGGAGACAUUAAUAUUGCGUGUCCAGGAAUGCUAGAUUUAAAAGGCAAAGCCAAAUGGGAAGCAUGGAACCUCAAAAAAGGGUUGUCGACGGAAGAUGCAAUGAGUGCCUAUAUUUCUAAAGCAAAGGAGCUGAUAGAAAAAUAUGGAAUUUAGAAUACAGCAUAUGAGGAAUUUUUCCUUUUGAAGCCUUCUGAAUGCUAUCAUGACCUAACAUUUAGAGGGAGAGACAUACUGUUAACUUGAUGUAUCAUGUAUAUUUUUGCUAUUAGCAUGAGCUGUAAUACUUAGAAGUAUACUGAAACUACAUAGUUAACUCAGUUGUACUUGCUUAAACCAGGUGUCUUUAAAAGUUCUUUUUAAGAAAAUGUGGGCUGGGCGCGGUGGCUCACGCUUGUAAUCCCAGCACUUUGGGAGGCUGA
This is a messenger RNA of Nomascus leucogenys (northern white-cheeked gibbon), 574 nucleotides long. It is a transcript of the gene ACBD7, whose product is annotated as acyl-CoA binding domain containing 7. Gene Ontology annotation, biological process: fatty acid metabolic process. Gene Ontology annotation, molecular function: fatty-acyl-CoA binding. The record is from RefSeq and is a predicted model, not a curated record. NCBI's taxonomy places the organism in Eukaryota, Metazoa, Chordata, Mammalia, Primates, Hylobatidae.